AUGACUACUUGGAUCUUGAACCUGAAGCUUACGAUCAUUCCAGAGCCGCAAGCGGGAUCAAAUGUUACUUCCCAUGCACUGUCUGCUCAGCUUCUGAUUAGAAUCAAAGCUGGAAACAUCACCGAGUCAACACUCGCGGACGCCGCCUUUUUGGUCACUCUGCGACAGGAAAUAUUUAUCUCCAAUCUAACCCAGCAACCUAUGGGAUCGAUCGCCGAGCAUUGUAAUAUCGAUACGUCUCUGAGCCCAACAUCCGACCCAAUGUGGGCAUACAGAGCAAUUGCCCUCUCAGCGAAAGUCACGGAUUUUGCCUACGGAGAUAACGAAUCCCGAACACAACAUAAAUGGCAGGCUCUAAUGCAAUACCUUAAUGAAUGGGAGUCCCUGCGCCCUCCCUCAUUUGAACCGAUUUUCCGUGAAUACGAACGCAGCUCGUCUAAACCCUUUCCAAGACUGCAAUUCUGUAACGAUUAUCAUGUGGCCGCGAGCCAAUAUAGCGAACUCUCUCGCAUUCUUCUGCUGGCAUCUGAUCCUAGUAUUUGCAAAAUACGCAUCAGGAUAUUGGGUCAAGGCCGGAACCACGAUGACGCUAUUCGUGAAUCUGUCAGGCUUAUAUGCGGGGUCGCUUUGGCUAACAGGCAAUACAUGCCAGCACGGUCAACAGCGGGACUCGCCAUUUCUAUGUGCGGGGAACUAUUCCACGAUCCAAUUGAGACAGGUGUGCUUCUGGAGCUGCUCACUGAUGCCGAAUCCCAUCUUGGUUGGCCGUCCUUGAAAGUGAAAGACGAUCUCAAGCAGUUGUGGGGAUUAUCUGAGAUGUAG
This is a messenger RNA of Penicillium angulare, 822 nucleotides long. RefSeq lists its product as uncharacterized. The record is from RefSeq and is a predicted model, not a curated record. The transcript has a single exon. NCBI's taxonomy places the organism in Eukaryota, Fungi, Ascomycota, Eurotiomycetes, Eurotiales, Aspergillaceae. Bases 1 to 822 code for a protein of 273 amino acids.